AUGGCGCAAAACUUAUUUGCUUUUCUCUUCUUCCAGGUAACAGCCGUAGCUGUGCUCACCGUGUCACAAGCUAAAAACUCGACCACGAAAACGAAACCGAAAAGACAGUUGGACAACAUCCGGACACCACAGAACCUACAAUAUUCACUAGUGCUACCGCAUUCGAGGGUUGCGCACUUUAGAUCCAUAUCGAGCAGCCGAAGAGUCUCCAAUGCAUCACAAAGAGGUGGAAAGCUACCGCCGUAUGCCGUCCAGAUGGAACCGGUCGUGCAGUACUCGCAGAAGGAUCCGCUAUACGACCCAAAACACGAUAAUUUAGAAGAAUCAGUGGUUAACCGAAACGAUAUAGCUCAAUCGAAGAUUCUUAACGUAAAUGACCAGAGCGGUGAAGAUUAUGGACCUCCCUAUGGAAGCCUGCCGACAGCGCCACUGUACAGCAACGAAAACCAACAUUACUACGAAGCACCGGAACCAAUUAUCGAAAUUAUUAUUAAGGAAUCAAACGAAUCACUCCCCGCGCCACCGCCUCAGCCGGUCUUGAAGAAAAAGAAGGAGCCCGUUCAAGUGUUUUACGUCAAAUACAGUAAAGAUCCUCAUUCCCACGACAAGGUUAUCUAUGAAAAGCCCAUACCAGCUAUAACUCCACCAUCGAACGACGAAGAUGAACAUCAUGAACAGUACGUUACUGUCACUCCUGAGCCCUAUUAUGUACCAGCACAAACGACUACAUUAAGAGCUAUUAUUAAGCCAGAAUCAGAAAUAUAUCACACAGACAGUAACGUUAAGGUCACUUUUGGCAACGAAGGUCGACACUAUACGUAUAACAGACGAGAAGAAAAUCCGUCCGAAAAACACGAAGAAACCGCACCGAGGCCAGUUAUAGCGUUACCCAAUGCGCAGCCAACCCAAAUUCCUCUGGAACGUUCUGUAUCACCGAAUCCUCAGUAUCAGGAACAUCAGCAGCGGCCAGUAGGGAUCGCCCCACAGACAUACCACGCAAGUCACAAUGCGCAAAGCCGAAUCCAAUUCCAACAACCUUAUCUAAGCCAAGAGCCGCAACUACCAAGACAACGACCCGCUCUGAUUCCUUUCAAACAAACGAGUCAAGGCUCUUUUCCUUCUGCCCCUAAUCGAGCUGCUUUCUCUAAUUCUCCACCUUUAGGGCACUUUAACUCAAGACCUCCAAUUCCUGGUCCAAUAGGUCCUAUCCUUCCGACUGUAGCUAGACCAGCGUUCCACUCUAGACCCACAAAUUCUCCCCAAAUUCCUACAAGACAGCACAUACAUAAUCCUUCUAGGACGACUUUCCAUGCUGGCCCACAAAGACCUUUCCACCCACAGCCCCAAUCUUACUUUGAUGAAGCUAAAUACUUACAAGAAAAUUAUCAUACCAUAACAACAGAUCAAAUCGAUUCCCCGAAACAACCCGUCAAACAAUCAUUCAAUUUAGCUUCUAAGCCAAAUUCGAAUCCAAUAGUUUUUAAUGAACAAAAUCGUCCACAGCCAAUAAUUCCGUUCAACCAACAAUUACCUUUGCAACGACCUCUACAACAGUUUGAUACAAGUUCUAACAAACAAAGUUUUGGUGUAACUCCAACGAGAUCGCCGUUCUUUAAUUUAAAACCAUCCCCACCUCAGAUAGAGUCAAAUCGUCCAUUCCAGAGACAGCCUCAACAACAGUUUAGUUUCCAUCAAGGACCUCAAACACUAAGGCCAUCACAACCCGCCCCUUCGAAUGGUAUUCAUAAUAACAUAUUUACAAGCCAGAAUGCUAUUUCUCCUUCCCCAUCUCCUCAAACUCAAUUUUUGCCUCAACCAUCCUCACCUCCUCUUUUCAGUUUUCACCCUCAGCCGUCACCUACACCUCAACAGCAACACGGUUCUCCUUCUGAAAGACCUCAAGGUCAACAAAUUGCUCAUGAACAAAACGUUGCUCAGUUUAUUCCAAAAGACAGCGAGUUAGUUCCGGCUAUAUCAAAAUAUGAACAACACAUAACUGUAAACGAAAACUCGGGCCAAAAUGGUGUAUUUAAUGGAUUUAGUCAAGCAGCAUCUACACCUAGCUAUCAACAGCAAUUUUCACAACAAUUCUAUCAACAAGCUCAAAUACAACAACAACACGACCUUCGACAACAGCAGGAACGCGGAGAAGAACUACGACAGCAACAGGAACUUCAACGACAACAGCAACAACAACAAUAUCAACACAAGCAGCAACAGCAGCAACAACAACAACAUCAGCAGCAGCAACAACAACACCUGCAGCAGCAACAACAACAUCAGCAGCAGCAACAACAACACAAUAGUCCACAGCAGGAUCAAAAUCAACAAUACCUUAGUCCUGAACAAGAACAAGUCAGGCAACAAUUAGCGUUUAAUGUACGUAAACAACAAGAGGAAAUCCAACGCCUACAAAACCAACUUAUUAUUCAGCAACAAAAUUUACAACAGCAACAACAAAGAAACCAAUAUGAAGAAAACAAUCAGUACUCCCAACUACAAAGCAAUUCGCCAUCUUCACAGUACGUACAGGAAAGGUCGAGGCCUCAGCCAACGUAUGUAACAAGCACUCCGUCGCCACAAUAUUACCAGACAAGUUCACGAACUGUUGAAAUCAAACCAUCUACUCAAAGAUACGUAUCAUCUACAUCAAGUCCUACUCCUGAACCAAAGAAAGAGGCAAAGAAAAAACCAACCAUUGAGUUACCAGAUGAAGUCCCAGACGAUCUACGUCAACAACUGCUAUCAUCCGGCAUAUUAGAUAAUGCUGAUAUCAGUGUCCUUGACUACGACAAAGUGGGUGAAACACCAUUAGAGUCUUUGCCUCCAGAUCAACUGGCCAACUUUUUCAGUGCAGGCGGUGGACAACAAAUAGCCUCUAGUGAAAACAGACCAAUAGUGGUCGCUCCAAAUGGAGAUCGGAUUGAAUCACGAAUUGAUGAUUCCGACAUCGACGAUCAAGAACCAUCCGCAUCAGAAGAUGUAGAAACUGUUGUUGCUGCGCCUAACCCAAAUCAGAACGUUGAAAUGAAGGUCGUGCAUUUUAACCCUGACACAGCGGAAGGUCAAAAAGUCGCUAAAGAUUAUGUCAAAGAGGAUGCAACACAAGUAGAGCCUGUGGCGUUGAAUGAUAAAAAGUAUAACAGAUACUUGCCAUUAAAAGUAAAUGGAAAUCAAUUCCCUCUGCCAGACAUUGUCAAGGGCAGAAAGGUUACAUCAGUGGUUGUUCUGGCCCCUGUUGAGACAGAGACAAUAAAUAAUGACCAUAACAGAUCAGAACGUGCUGCAAGCGAUAGUUUAAGAGGUAUUAAAUUCGUAGCAGGGGACAGUCUACAAAAUCUUUUGAAGCGACCAAGCAGAGACAAUUUCCAGAAAUGGUUCGACGUUGAAAAGAAAACAGAGACGGAUCAACAAUCAGUUGUUCUUUUAGUGACCGAGAGCGAAGAUCCUAAGGAGGACAAAGAAAUCUUUAUGUACGACAUUUCAUCGGGUACUGUCAACAAAUUAAAUGGAGAAUUAUCCAAUGCUUUUGUGGAAGCAGCUGAAAAUAAUUCCUUGAGUAAAGACAUCGAACAACUUGCCAUUGAAGGGGAAGGCACGCCUGAAGACUUCAAAAAAGACUCAAAGAGCGAACUAGUAGCAGACGGUUCUGAAAACGUGCCAUUAUUUGUAGAUAUUUCGGGAUUAAGCUUAGAUCAAAAAGCGGGCAGCCAAGUUUCUAUCACAUCAGGAUAUAGUAAAACGAAAAAAGGGAGACAUUUAAGAAGACCGACAUAA
Molecule: messenger RNA, 3777 nt
Organism: Leptosia nina
Lineage: Eukaryota; Metazoa; Arthropoda; Insecta; Lepidoptera; Pieridae
Source: the annotation of a GenBank genome assembly